Selaginella moellendorffii is the source of this 2809-nucleotide messenger RNA. Its product is annotated as E3 UFM1-protein ligase 1 homolog. The transcript is spliced from 21 exons. Bases 149 to 2509 code for a protein of 786 amino acids. Gene Ontology annotation, biological process: protein K69-linked ufmylation; regulation of proteasomal ubiquitin-dependent protein catabolic process; response to endoplasmic reticulum stress. The record is from RefSeq and is a predicted model, not a curated record. Lineage: Eukaryota; Viridiplantae; Streptophyta; Lycopodiopsida; Selaginellales; Selaginellaceae. Gene Ontology annotation, molecular function: UFM1 ligase activity. Gene Ontology annotation, cellular component: endoplasmic reticulum membrane.
UCUAGAAUCUAGGGUUUAAAGAGACGAUAGCGGAAGAAAUCAAGCUAGGAAUCGAUCGAUCGAUCCACACAAUGCGGUUGAGGUGAAGGCGUGGAUCGUCUCGAUCGCCCCCUCCAUCGAACUGGAACAACCCUAGAAUAUUUCAGCUAUGGAUGCCGAGCUCCGGGAGCUGGAGCGCCUGUUCGAGGCGGCGCAGCAGGCCAAGCCGACCGCGCGGCUCUCAGAGCGCAGCGUUGUGGAGCUCGUCGUCAAGCUCCAGCAGCUGGGAAUCCUCGAUGCCGAUCUCUUGCACACCGUCUCCGGCAAGGAGUACAUCACUCAGGAUCGCUUGCGGCAGGAGAUGGAGGCCGAGAUCAAUCGCCUGGGCCGUGUCUCGCUCGUGGAUUUGGCGUCCUUGGUCGGCGUCGAUCUCUUCCAUUGCGAGCGCCAGGCCGACCAGAUCGUGAGCAGCUCGCCGGAGCUCAUGCUCGUGCAAGGCGAGGUGGUCUCGACCAAGUACUGGGAUAAUCUGGCGGAGGAGGUGAACGAGACUUUGCAAGAGGCCAGCCAAGUCUCUCUCGGAGAGCUUGCAAGACGGUAUGGUGUUGGAGCGGAGCUCUUGACUGGGAUGCUCUCGUCCCGGAUAGGUACCAUUAUUCACGCGAAGUUGGAAGGAGGCCAACUCUAUACUCCAGCAUACGUUGCUCGAGUGAAAGCCACGGUUCGCGGAGCUUUGAGAGCCAUCACAGUGCCUACGUCCUUGCAAAGUGUGUGGAACCUUUUGCAAGGUUUGCUUCGAGAUAGAGACGAUGGUGGUAAUGUCACUGGAGAGCACAGCUUGUUUCAUAUGGUGUUGAACGAGCUUGUCGCGGAGGAAGCGGUGAAAGGUACUCUUCGUGGAUCAGUCUGGACACCAGCGGUGUUCGCUCACUCGCAACGUGAAAGUGUUGAAGCAUUCUAUUCUCAGAACUCCUACAUUACUUAUGAUGCUCUUCAGAAGCUUAACAUCUCUCAGCCCAGGCAAUACUUGCAGACUAAAUAUCCAGAAGGCAUCGCUUUGGACAAUGUAUUUGUUCACAAUUCCUUCAUAAGUUUGCUGGAUUCAGCUGCGGAAGAGUCAGUCAAAGGGGGAGGAUGGUUGGAUGCCCUUGACGUCCUUCCAUCAACUUUUGGAUGCUCAGAUUCUGGAAAGCUGCUACUUUUGUGCCCAUUCGUACAACGAGCGUUGAAGGAUUCAACAGCGACCCUUGUGGCCGAAACAUGCAUCGUCGGUACAGGCUUUGUAAAGGCACUGCUGGAAAAGUUUCAAAAUAUGUUACGAGAGAUUCAAGACAAAACAUUUUCGACGCUUGAAGUGAAACUCGAAGCGGAACCUGAGCCUGAGCUGGACGAGAAUGAAACAAAGCCGUUUGCUUCAAGAUCGAAGAAGAACGACAAGAAGCAAAAGGAUAAUAGUAUCCGAAAAGAAGAAGAAAACGAAGAAAAGUCGGGGAAAAGUAAGAAGAAGACAGCAAGACACAAGUCAAGCAAGACACCAUCUGUUAAAGAAGCAGUGCCUUCAAAGGCGAGAAAGGGCUCUCCUGCGGACGAGAUGGAUCUUUUGGCUGAAGAGAAGCUAUCAAAGAAAAUCAUCGAAUGGUAUCCAGACCUUGAGGCUGAUGGAACAGAGGAUGGCGAUACAGGUGUUCUUGCAAAAUGUUUGGCUGAUCAACUGCGACCACAGUUGAUCUCAUACAUGACGUCCCUCAAGCGUGCUUAUCUUGGAGCGAACACAGAGGAGAGGAGAAAACGGAUAGAUGCACUGCAGCGCAAAAUUGAUGAGGAUUAUGCUAAUCUGCAGCUGUUCUCAAAGGCAAUAGAGCUGUUUGAAGAUGACAAGGGAAUGGAAGCUGUCUUGCACAAGCAUCUGUUGCGUUCAACUGCUUCCGAAAUAGCGGAUGUUUUCCUAGAAACACAGGCUUUGGAACAUAGGAUAGAAAAUGCCGAAAGUGCUGGAGCUCAACCUUGCAAGCCAUUUUCGAUGGCAGUGAGGAUGUCCCUGGCCAAAAAUCUACCUGAACCUCUCUCCUCUGCAGCAACUGAGAUGGUGGCGUCUCUGGAAGGAAAGAACAUUGGAGCAUUUGAUUCUGCUCUUGAAGCGAGCGUCACGGAAAGUGGGCUACGUGUGAGAAAGCUUGACAAGAAGGGAGAACGAUCAUUGUUCUUUGCAUAUCGAAAGAGCCUCUCAGAACAAGUGAACCAAGAACAAGAUCCCAUCGCUCUCCUGCCAAAAGUGGUCGCUUUGCUAUACGUCCAGGUCCACGGCCGCGCCCUCCAAGCUCCCGGUCGAGCAAUGUCGUCGGCGGUGUCUCGACUAAAGAGCGCAAUCCCUGACAAGGCAUUUAGUACACUGGAUCAGUAUCUUUCGGAAACAGUCUCGUUGCUAUCCAGCAGCGCCACUGAUGAUUCCAAAAAGGCUCGUCUCGCGGAGCGCAUGGAUGAGCUGAGAGCAUUAACUCGCACCACCAAAGACACCAAAGAUAAGAUAUAAAUGGCGACGCUACAAAGCCUGAUUUACGAGUUUUCCUUCGAUCUUAAAGAAGCGCAGGCUCACAGAGAGAAGAGGAAGGAAUCUAUGUCCAGUUUUUUUAUCGCGUCUCCCAGAAAAACGAGCGAUCAAAUGCGAUCGACCGCGCUCUCGUUUUUUUCCUCCGAGCCAAGCAAGCGCCAGACCAGGAAGCUCCUCUUUGACGAAUUUAAUUCUCACUUGCGAGCUGGGCUGGGAAAAAAAGAAGAAAACAUCCUUGUCUCCAACCGCAUUAAAUGUACCAGCAAAUGAGAGAUUCCGGGA